CUGGGGCCUGAACGAUGACUCUCAGCAGCAGCUCCUGCAUUUGCAUUUGAUGCAGACUUCUUGCAGACUUUAGUCGCGGGGGGACGCAGCACCGCGGAUGGAUCUCAACUCAACGAAAACUUCGCCGAUCGGAUUUUUUUUAGAGCGGGAACGCCGCUCUAUUAAAAGUGCUUCCGCUUCGCUGUUUUGAGUCUUGUUCGAGUUGAAAGAAGCGGUCCGGGCGUCACGGAUUUUGUUUGUAUUUGAAAUAUAUCUGCGUUCGAAGCGGCGCGGACGGGACUAGCUUUCCCGGCGGAGGAGCACCGAAUCCGCACAGCGACGGCGCGCCGGUGCACACGGUUCACCGCCGAGCUCGAUCCAGACGGAGUGCGCUUAAACUGGAGGGUUUAACUCCGGGACGCAUCGGCGCCGCGUCCGAUAAACAACAACACGCCGCCGUUAGCGAAGCAACGCGUUGAACCUCCGCCGAACCGGACCGUUUUUAUUUUUAUUUUUCGAAGGGAAGUUGUUCCCGUGCUUAAAAAAGCAGCAGCAGCAGCAGCAACAACCGCGCGGACUUCUCUCUCGACCCUGGAAGGACUCGACGCCGAAGGCUCAAGAUGUCAAUUCUGCCCUUCACUCCCCCCAUCGUCAAACGCCUCCUGGGCUGGAAGAAGGGCGAGCAGAACGGCCAGGAGGAGAAGUGGUGCGAGAAGGCGGUGAAGAGUCUGGUGAAGAAGCUGAAGAAGACGGGACAGCUGGACGAGCUGGAGAAAGCCAUCACCACCCAGAACGCCAACACCAAGUGCAUCACCAUCCCCAGGUCCCUGGACGGCCGUCUGCAAGUGUCCCACAGAAAAGGUUUGCCCCACGUCAUCUACUGCCGCCUGUGGCGCUGGCCCGACCUGCAGUCCCACCACGAGCUGCGGGCGGUGGAGCUGUGCGAGUACGCCUUCCACACCAAGAAGGAUGAGGUGUGCGUCAACCCGUACCACUACCAGCGGGUGGAGACGCCAGUACUCCCACCAGUGCUGGUGCCCAGACACACGGAAAUCCCCAGUGAGUUCCCUCCUCUGGACGACUACAGCCAUUCAAUCCCAGAAAACACCAACUUCCCUGCUGGCAUCGAGCCCCAGAGCAACUACAUACCAGAAACGCCCCCCCCCGGCUACCUCAGCGAGGAUGGAGAGACCAGCGAUCACCAGAUGACCCACAGCAUGGACACGAGCUCCCCAAACCUGUCGCCUAACUCCGUUUCACCCACACACAGCAACUUGGACCUCCAGCCGGUGACGUACUGCGAGCCGGCCUUCUGGUGCUCCAUUUCCUACUACGAGCUGAACCAGCGGGUAGGAGAGACCUUCCACGCCUCGCAGCCCUCGCUGACGGUCGACGGCUUCACGGACCCGUCCAACUCGGAGCGGUUCUGCCUGGGCCUGUUGUCCAACGUCAACCGCAACGCCGCCGUGGAGCUGACGCGCAGACACAUCGGCCGCGGUGUGCGGCUGUAUUACAUCGGCGGAGAAGUGUUCGCCGAGUGUCUCAGCGACAGCGCCAUCUUUGUCCAGAGCCCCAACUGUAACCAACGCUACGGCUGGCACCCGGCCACCGUCUGCAAGAUCCCCCCAGGAUGCAACCUGAAGAUCUUCAAUAACCAGGAGUUUGCCGCCCUGCUGGCCCAGUCCGUCAACCAGGGGUUCGAGGCCGUGUACCAGCUCACCCGGAUGUGCACCAUCCGAAUGAGCUUCGUCAAGGGCUGGGGGGCCGAGUACAGGCGACAGACGGUGACCAGCACCCCCUGCUGGAUCGAGCUGCACCUCAACGGCCCCCUGCAGUGGCUCGACAAGGUGCUCACACAAAUGGGCUCCCCCAGCAUCCGCUGCUCCAGCGUCUCUUAGGGGCCGUGGGGGGGGUGAGGAGGGGGGAGACCCUUCACCCACCCACUUCAGAACACACACAGACUGCAUGCAGGUGCACAGCUAGACAAGUGCAGAAAGACGACGAGCCCCUGGUACC
This is a messenger RNA of Gasterosteus aculeatus aculeatus (three-spined stickleback), 1995 nucleotides long. Its product is annotated as mothers against decapentaplegic homolog 3. The record is from RefSeq and is a predicted model, not a curated record. Gene Ontology annotation, cellular component: heteromeric SMAD protein complex. Gene Ontology annotation, biological process: transforming growth factor beta receptor signaling pathway; anatomical structure morphogenesis; cell differentiation. Gene Ontology annotation, molecular function: RNA polymerase II cis-regulatory region sequence-specific DNA binding; DNA-binding transcription factor activity, RNA polymerase II-specific; I-SMAD binding. Lineage: Eukaryota; Metazoa; Chordata; Actinopteri; Perciformes; Gasterosteidae.